CCUAACAACCUCUCCAAAGCAUGGGUUUCCACUUGCCAAGAAUUGUUAAUGCUAAGCCGAGUCUGAAACGGACUCUUCCAUCUUCAGAGACCACAGUGGUGCCAAAAGGCCACUUUGCUGUUUAUGUUGGAGUAACUGAAAAAAAGAGAUAUGUUGUCCCCAUAUCAUUCCUGAAGCAUCCUUCAUUCCAGAAUCUGUUAAGUGAAGCUGAAGAAGAGUUUGGUUUGAAUCACCCCAUGGGUGCUUUGACAAUCCCUUGUAGCGAAGAAGCUUUCAUUGAUCUCACUUGCCAUCUUCAAUGCUCAUGAGAAGCAAUGAUGUGAGAAUUGGCUAACCAAGCAGAGAUUGGCUGAUAUUUAGCUCAACUGACAACAUCCCAAAUUUUACUUUUAGGAAGCAAGUGUGCAAGGUGGAUUGUUUUCUGCAAUCCCAUGCCCUUGUCGACUAAUUUAAUUUUUGUAACCAAUACAUAAAUGCCAAAUCUUUUAAAGA
Messenger RNA from Hibiscus syriacus, 492 nucleotides. RefSeq names its product auxin-responsive protein SAUR21-like. The transcript has a single exon. Gene Ontology annotation, biological process: response to auxin. Lineage: Eukaryota; Viridiplantae; Streptophyta; Magnoliopsida; Malvales; Malvaceae. The record is from RefSeq and is a predicted model, not a curated record. The coding region runs from base 21 to 308 and encodes 95 amino acids.